Molecule: messenger RNA, 6084 nt
Organism: Myotis myotis
Lineage: Eukaryota; Metazoa; Chordata; Mammalia; Chiroptera; Vespertilionidae
Gene: FER1L5
Product: fer-1 like family member 5
Exons: 49
Biological process (GO): plasma membrane repair; T-tubule organization; negative regulation of phagocytosis
Cellular component (GO): membrane; T-tubule; cytoplasmic vesicle
Molecular function (GO): calcium ion binding; calcium-dependent phospholipid binding
Source: RefSeq, a predicted model, not a curated record
AUGUGGGAAGGACCCCAUCCCCUGGCCCAGGCUCCCAUACCUGCUCCUUAUCUCCCCAGGUUCAUCGGCUUGGUCACAAUCCUGCUCAAGCCCUUGGUGAUAAAACCAAGAGAAGUUCUUUUUGUGAAGGACCUGACCCUCCUCAACCAUUCCAUGAAGCCCACAGAUUGCACUAUCACCCUACAUGUGGCCCAUAUGACCAAACGGGACAUUGAGAAGACAGGGAAUGAAGACCUCCUGGACGUAACUGCACUAGAAGCAGCCAGGCAGAAGCUGAUGGUUCCCAGCUACACUGUGCACAAGGAGCUGUUCGCAAAGCCGCAGCACUUUCAGGUCCAAGUGAAGGUGUUUGAAGCCCGCCAGCUCAUGGGCAACAACCUCAAGCCAUUGGUGAAGGUGGUCAUUGGAGGCCAUCAAUACCACACACGUACCAAGAUGGGAAACAACCCUUUCUUCAACGAGAUCUUCUUCCAGAAUUUCCAUGAGAUUCCUGCAAAGUUCUUCGAUUACACCAUCUUAAUCCAGGUGCUGAAUUCCUCAGCGAUAAGAGCCAAUUCGGAGAUCGGGAGAUUCCAAACAGAUAUUGGUUUUAUCUACCACUCUCAAGGUCACGCAUUCCAGAGGAGGUGGUUAGGCCUCUGCCAGCCAAAUGAACCCAACAGUGGUGUGAGAGGCUACCUGAAGGUCACCAUUUGUGUGCUCGGUGUGGGAGACCAGGCCCUGGUAGAUCAAAAGCUGCCCUAUGAUGCCGAUGACACCAAAAUUCAGAUCUUCAAGUCAGCAAUGGUCCCAGUGAACUUGGCCUACUUACAAUUCUUCAUCUACUGCGCAGAGGACCUUCACCUCAAGAAACACCAUUUAGUGAGUCCAAUGUUGGAAGUGGAACUAAUUGGGGAAAAGCUGAAGACACAGGUGAAGACCCAAACCGAGAACCCGAUCUGGAACGAGAUCCUGACCUUACAGAUUCAGCUGCCCUGCCUCUCCAGCUACAUCAAGUUCAAAGUCUGGGACUGCCCCAAGGGCAAAUUCUGGAGUGAAAUCGGGACUGUCAGCCUGGUACUCAACCAGAUUUCGUCCACCGGAGCAGAAAUAGAAGGAACGUACUCUGGUUUCCUACCCUGCUUUGGCCCCAGCUUUCUGACUCUCCAUGGGGGUAAAAAGGCCCCUUUCCAGAUCCAAGAAGAAGGCGCUAGCAUCCCCAGCUCUGUUAAGGACGGUUUGGAGUAUCGAGGCCGGGUCUUCCUGGAGUUAGUCACCAACAUCAAGUCCCACCCAGACAACAGGAUAAAUGACCUCUCCCAGGAAGUGACCAGUGUAGAGAAGCACAAGAACCGCUUCAAGUAUGGGCUGUGCAUCAUCUUCCUUUCCUGUACCAUGAUGCCCAACUUUAAGGACCUGAUCCAAUUCGAGGUCAGCAUCGGCCACUAUGGAAACAAGAUGGACCAGAAUUACAAGCCUCUCGUCUCAACUACACAGUAUAGCCCAGUGAUCUAUGAUGGGAACAUCUACAAUUACGUGCCCUGGUACAACACCAAGCCGGUGGUGGCCCUGACCUCCUACUGGGAGGACGUCAGCUUCCGCAUGGACUGCCUCAACCUUCUGCACUUCACUCGGGACCGCCUGAAAGCCAAUCUGGACGCCCUGAAAUCUAUGCGGAACCCGAGGGACCCCGCCCUGCUCCCCCAGUGGAGGAAACUGCUGAGGGACCUGGUGGAGGACUGCAAGCGCCCUCUGCCCUGCAUGACCCAUCAGCCAAAAGCCACGGAACUGGACGGGAAGAGGUGGCAGCUCCGUAACCUCCUCCUCAAGGAACUGGCCCAAAAGGCCAAGGAAGUCCAGCCUAGGGACAUGGUGGCCACCGUGGAGGGCUGGCUAUACCGCCUCAACGCCGUGCUUCCCGAGGUGGGCGCUGGGCCCCUGGCCGGGAGCAGGCCGCAGAGCCUGUGCACGGGCCUGACUCUCCUGCCGCGGCAGCCCCAGGUGAGCAUCCCGGACGUGAUGAUCUGGCUGAUGGCCAAGGAGCAGCGAGUGGCCUACGCACAGGUGCCCGCCCACAGCGUCCUGUUCUCCCCGACGGGGGCGCUGCACUGCGGCAAGUUCUGUGGGAAGACACAGACGCUGCUCCUGCAGCACCCAGAGGGCGAAGGGCAGAAGGACUCGCUCCCGGCCCAUCUCCGGGUCUGCAUGUGGCUGGGCAACGUCACAGACAGCUGGGACCUGCAGCUGCUCCGAGAGGGCCAGGUGGUCGUGUACGCGGAGACGUAUGAGAACCAGGCCAAGUACAAAGACCAGUGGGGGCAGCAGGGGCUGUACCAGUGCCCCAACUUCUCUGACGUCCUGGGGCACAAGGCUCUCCCCAAGGAGGAUUUCAAGGAGCCCUCGGGAUGGCACUGGGAGGGGAAGUGGACGGUGGAGCCUCAGAGGAGACUCCUCCUGGACACAGACAUCAACAAGAGCCAGGUGCUGGAGGAGGUGUACGAGAACCAGCAGCGGGACCUCGCGGGGGCCUGGGUGCCGGCAGCCACCCCCAACACCGACGUGAACGGGCAGCCCGUGGAGGCGCGGGAGAAUGUGAAGUGCCCCCAAGGCUGGCACGUGAAGAAGAACUGGACUGUGGAGCUGAACCACGCGGUGGACAAUGAGGGCUGGGAGUACGGCGUGGGGAUCCAGCCCUCCGGCCUGCCUCCGGUCUGGAACUCAGUGGAAAAGACCUACUACACCUGCCGCCGGCGGCGCUGGGCGCGUGUGCGCUGCCGGAACCACGGGAAGCUGAACCUGGAGCAGGAGACGCUGUCCUUCCUGCAGCUGGAGGAGGAGGGCUGGGAAUACGGCACCAUGGGCUCCAAGUUCCACCUGAACCCUCAGCCCCAGAGCCGGUUCCGCCGCCGCUGCUGGCACCGCAGGCUGGCCCCCAACAAGGACAAGGGCAUCGCACCCAUAUUCCUCCUGGAGGGGUCCUUGGGGAAGGAGCUGAAAAGGCAGGAAGAGAACAGGCCGCCGUCACGGGGUCUCAGCAGAACGCUCAGGGGCCCCUGGAAGCCGGCCCCGGAGGACACCCCGCCGCCGCCCCACCUGCCUUUCAUCUACUGCAUCUUCGACAAGCCCCACUACUACCAGCUUUUCUGCUACAUCUACCAGGCCCGGAACCUGAUGGGCAACCAGAUCCAGACAUUCCAGGAGCCCUUCGUCCGGUUGGUCUUCUUGAACCAUAGCCAGUGCACCCAAACCCUGAGGAGCUCUGCAGCCCCCACGUGGGCCCAGACGCUCAUCUUCCAGCACCUCCUCCUGUACGAGAGCCCUCACGACACCAGGGAGAGCCCGCCGCUCGUGGUGCUGGAGCUGUGGCAGCGGGACUCGCGGGGCAAGGAGAGCUUCCGGGGACGGAGCAUGUGGCCCCCAGUGGUCUGGCUGGAUGUCCAACAUCGGGUCUUGCCCCCCAUGAGGUGGCAUCCCUUUGCAAAAGAGUUGGGGGAGGAAGAGGGCGAGAUCUUGGCUUCCUGUGAGCUGAUCCUUGAGACUGAGGUACUGGGAGAGAGGGCCCUGCUGGGAGGUCUGCCAAUCUUAAGUGUUCCCUGGAAGAAUGGAGUCUUCACACUCCCCAAGAGCAUGCAGCCCACGCUGAGGAAAAUGGCGGUGGAGGUCCUGGUCUGGGGGCUCCGGAACAUGAAGCAGGUGCAUUCCCCCCAGCUGCUGGUGGAGUGCUGGGAAGAGGCCCGGCAGACAGAGCCCAUCAGGGACUUCCAGACCAACCCCAACUUUGCCCAGUCGGUCCUCUUCCUCACACUGUUCAUGCCCACGGAGGAGGCCUACGCGCUGCCCCUCAUAUUGAAGGUGGUGGACAAUAAGGACUUCGGCCAGCAGACCCUGGUGGGUCAGGCCAACAUUGACUCCCUGCAGCCCUACUUCUGUGACCCCUGGGCCUCGGACUACGUGCCCCCACAGCUUCCAAGUACGUCCUUACUCCUAGCCCUUCCCAGGCCUCACCAAUAACUCCUAGAUGACCUCAUUGAAAAGUUCUGCUUCAAGUCCAGCAAAGCCGAGGAUGAAGACGAGUAUGAGGUGGACUGGUGGAGCAAGCUGUUCUGGGCCACAGGGGACGGCAAGUCCCCGAAGUACAAGGACAAAGACUACCACACCCUGGAGGUGUAUGACUGUGAGCUGGAGGCUGUGCCAGCCUUCCAAGGCCUGCAGGACUUCUGCCAGACCUUCAAACUCUACCAGGAACAGCCCAAGUCAGACAGCCCUGUGGUCGGAGAGUUCAAGGGCCUUUUCCGUGUCUACCCCUUUCCUGAGAACCCAGGAGCCCCCCAGCCCCCCCGCCAGUUCUUGGUUUGGCCUCAUAAAGAGGACUUCCCUCAGCAAUGCCUGGUGCGGGUGUACGUGGUACGAGCACUCAACCUGCAGCCCCAAGACUACAAUGGCCUGUGUGACCCUUAUGUGAUCCUGAAACUGGGAAAGACAAAACUUGGCAACCGAGACAUGUACCAGCCUAACACCCUGAAUCCCAUCUUUGGCACGAUGUUUGAACUGAGCUGCACCAUCCCCCUGGAGAAGGACCUAGAGAUUGAGCUGUAUGACUUUGAUCUGUUUUCACCUGAUGAUAAGAUUGGCACCACAGUCAUCGACCUCGAAAACCGACUCCUGUCUGGCUUUGGAGCUCGCUGUGGGCUCUCCCAAUCAUACUGCCAGUCAGGACCCUUUAGGUGGCGGGAUCAGGUGCCCCCAAGCUUCCUCCUGGAACACCACGCCAAGCGCAAAGGAUUGCUUCCACCUCUGUUCAACCCUGAUGGUGACUCUGUUUUUUACAAUGGGAAAAAAUUCAAGCUGCAGCGCUUUGAGCCCCAGCCCCCUACUGCUCGUUACUUGGGCCCCAAAAAGGAGCGCCUUGCACUGUACCUCCUGCACGCCCAGGGGCUGGUACCUGAGCACCUAGAGACCCGCAUGCUGUACAGCAGCAGCCAGCCAGGCAUUGACCAGGGAAAGAUACAAAUGUGGGUGGACAUCUUCCCCAAGAAAAUGGGACCUCCUGGCCCCCCAGUCAACAUCAGGCCCAGGCAGCCUACAAGGUAUGAGCUGCGCUGCAUUAUCUGGAAAACUGCUCACGUGGACCUGAAGAGUGUCAAUUUGAGUAACGAGAAGAUGAGUGACAUCUACGUCAAAGGGUGGCUAUUCGGGCUAGAGAAGGACAUGCAGAAGACAGACAUCCACUACCAAUCCCUGACUGGCGAGGGCAUCUUCAACUGGCGGUUCAUCUUCACCUUGGACUACUUGGUGGCUGAGCAAAUGUGCGUCCUGAGUGUGAAGGACUACAUAUGGAGCCUAGACCCCAUGGUGAUGAAGUUUCCGGCCCGGCUCAUCAUCCAGAUCUGGGACAAUGACAUCUUCACCAGUGAUGACUUCCUAGGGGUCCUAGAGCUGGAUCUGUCUGACAUGCCCUUCCCGGCCCAGCACCCAAGCCUGUGCUCCAUCAGGAUGAUGGAUGCUGACCCCAAGUGGCCCCACCUCCUCCAGCACAAGCGCUUCUCCCUCUUUAAGAAGAGGACUGCAACCGGCUGGUGGCCUUGCCAGGUCCUCGAGGACGGCAAGUGGCGCUUGUCGGGUAAAGUGAAGAUGACACUGGAGAUUCUGUCCGAGGAGGAAGCCUUAAUCAGGGCAGCAGGACGUGGCCAGUCAGAGCCCAACCAAUACCCUACACUCCACCCUCCCCCGCGCACCAACACCUUGCUCUCAUGGUUUCAGUCACCUAUUAGAAACUUCUGCUAUGUUUUCUGGAAACGCUACCGCUUUAAAAUCAUAAUCAUGUCAAUCAUAUUGAUUAUCGGGCUUAUGCUGUUCAGCUUCAUGUACUCAGCUCCGGGCUAUUUGGCCAUGAGCUGGAUCAAACCUGAGCUUCGGCUAACUGCACCUAAGAAUAUGUUCACCAAUAUCUUCAAUUCACUGAACACCAGGAAGGCCAGCUCUUCCAACCUCACUACCCCACGCCCUACCCUAGAGUCUACAACAGGCCGUCAGCUGAAACUCCUGCAGGAACACAUGAAUCACCUGCGACAUAUUUUUCCAGAACUCCCAGCCCCACAAGGCUAA